GCCCGUCUGGAGAAGACGUGCUCGCCUACUUCAAGAAGCUCGGGGUCGACAGUUCGGCCAUUGGGGCCGUCGAGGAGGCGGAGCGCAAGGCUGCGGAAACCGCGAAGAAGAAGGUGCCCACCGCCCAAGCCGCGCGCUGGAAGGUGGAGAACCUCAAGACGAGGGUGGGGAAGCUGGAGUCUCGAGUCAAGGACAUCAAGACGCAGCAGGACACCCUCGCCAAGGAGCUGGCAGAGGCCAAUGAGGCAGCGGUCAAGGCUCGGGCGGACCUUGAGCAAGCCCAGGCCAUGCUGUGCCAGGCCCACGUGCGGGAGUUCGACAACCCGUUGCAGGCCAUCUCGGCCGGAUUGGAUGAGUCCGUCUUCCAGUCCCCUGAGGGCAAGGCAGCGCUGGAACUGCUCCAGAAGCUCCAGCACGUGGCCGAUGAGAGCAAGCGUGCCGCUGACGCUACUCCGGUUGCUGGUAGGGCUCCCGCUGCUGAGCCGGCUGGCCGCCAGCCAGGUGCUGGAGAGCUCCCCGGGCAAGAGGUCCCAGCCAGGGAUGGCGAUGACGACGACAUGGACAUGGGAGCCUUGGACGAUCCAGACUAUGAGCGGAAGCAGGAGGCCUUCACUCAGGCAGCUGCCGACCUCCGCUCGGCGCAGGAGGCGCACCGUGAGGAGGCCAAGCGCAAGUACCGAGAGGCCGCUGCAGCCUUGGGCCUCGCG
Molecule: messenger RNA, 707 nt
Organism: Prorocentrum cordatum
Lineage: Eukaryota; Dinophyceae; Prorocentrales; Prorocentraceae
Source: the annotation of a GenBank genome assembly